AUGAAUGAAGAACACAGCGAUGUAACAAAUGGGUGCAGCAAAGUUCGAACUGGUACUCAGAAUGAGGCUGCCUUAUUGGCUCUUAUGGAAAAGACUGGCUACAACAUGGUUCAAGAAAAUGGUCAACGAAAAUUUGGUGGGCCUCCACCAGGCUGGGAAGGCCCACCACCACCUCGAGGCUGUGAAGUUUUUGUGGGAAAGAUUCCUCGUGAUAUGUAUGAGGAUGAAUUGGUUCCUGUAUUUGAAAGAGCAGGAAAGAUCUAUGAAUUCAGACUGAUGAUGGAAUUUAGUGGUGAGAAUCGAGGAUAUGCAUUUGUAAUGUAUACAACUAAAGAAGAAGCUCAACUUGCCAUCAGGAUCCUUAAUAAUUAUGAAAUUCGUCCUGGGAAAUUUAUUGGUGUUUGUGUAAGCUUGGAUAACUGCAGACUAUUUAUUGGAGCUAUUCCAAAAGAAAAGAAAAAAGAAGAGAUCUUGGAUGAAAUGAAAAAAGUCACUGAAGGUGUAGUAGAUGUUAUUGUGUAUCCAAGUGCAACAGACAAAACAAAGAAUCGUGGUUUUGCUUUUGUGGAAUAUGAAUCUCACAGAGCUGCAGCUAUGGCAAGGAGAAAAUUAAUUCCAGGAACAUUCCAGUUAUGGGGCCAUACUAUUCAGGUAGAUUGGGCAGACCCAGAAAAAGAAGUUGAUGAAGAAACAAUGCAGAGGGUCAAAGUAUUAUAUGUUAGAAACUUGAUGAUCUCCACUACAGAAGAAACGAUUAAAGCUGAAUUUAACAAAUUCAAGCCAGGAGCUGUUGAGCGUGUAAAAAAACUUCGAGAUUACGCAUUUGUUCAUUUUUUCAACCGAGAUGAUGCAGUUGCUGCUAUGUCAGUCAUGAAUGGGAAGUGUAUCGAUGGAGCUAGCAUUGAAGUAACAUUGGCAAAACCAGUAAACAAAGAGGGCACUUGGAGGCAGCAUCUUAAUGGACAAAUUAGUCCUAAUUCUGAAAAUCUUCUAGUGUUUGCAAACAAAGAAGACGUUCAUCAAAAAUCUCUAGCAAAGCCAGCAAGUCUUCCAGUCCGAUUUAAUGGGCAGCACAGUCCAAGUCCCCCUGAAAUUGAAAGGUGUAGUUACCCAUUUUUCCCCGGAACAAAACUUACUCCAAUUAGCAUGUAUUCAUUAAAAUCUAACCAUUUUAGUUCUGCGGUAAUGCAAUUAGAUUAUUAUUGCAACAAAAAUAACUGGGCACCUCCAGAAUAUUACUUGUACUCAACCACAAGUAGUUAUUUUAUGCCAGACAAGCUGUGCACAACAGUAGAAGAUGCAAAAGAAUUAGCAGCACAGUUUGCACUGCUACACUUGGAUUAUAAUUUCCGUCGAAGUUCAGUAAAUAGCAUUUCUCCUGUUAAUGCUACUCUCUCUUCAGGGACAAGUGUGCUACCAUAUACAUCAAGACCUUAUUCUUAUCCAAGUUAUCCUUUGUCACCAACAGUUCCACUUGCUAAUAGCAACCAUGUUGGACAGCGUCUGUAUAUCUCCAAUCAGGCCUCAUUCUUUUGA
Molecule: messenger RNA, 1536 nt
Organism: Gekko japonicus
Lineage: Eukaryota; Metazoa; Chordata; Lepidosauria; Squamata; Gekkonidae
Gene: RBM46
Product: RNA binding motif protein 46
Exons: 5
Coding region: 1-1536 (511 amino acids)
Cellular component (GO): nucleus
Molecular function (GO): mRNA binding
Source: RefSeq, a predicted model, not a curated record